Messenger RNA from Manis javanica (Malayan pangolin), 3660 nucleotides. Lineage: Eukaryota; Metazoa; Chordata; Mammalia; Pholidota; Manidae. The record is from RefSeq and is a predicted model, not a curated record.
AGUGGCUGGAGCAGAGAGGUGGGGUAGAACAGCGGGAGCUGUGCGGAUGGGUGAGGUGCACAUGUGCCUGCUCAGACCGGCCAGAAAAGCCAAACAUAGGAAACUGCCUAUGUACAGAACAAAUCAGCUGAAGGGGUUCUUAUUAAUCUGCCGUCUGUGACUUUCGUUAUUUUUCAGGCACCCUACCCUCUUCCACCCGAGCUCUUUCGCAGGACUUCUUUUGGACGGGGCAGGGGGAGAGAGUGCUCCCGGAGUAGACUCCUGCAGAGGUCACUUUCUGGGCGCGGGGUCGUCCCCAGUGUCUGAGAAGCGCUACAAAGCAGCCGCUGUGCUCUCUGAACGGCCUCCCCUUGUAUCGCUUAAUUGAGAAGGUAUACAAAUGCUCUCAGUCCAGCCAGACACCAAGCCGAAAGGUUGUGCUGGCUGCAACCGAAAGAUUAAGGACCGGUAUCUUCUAAAGGCACUGGACAAAUACUGGCAUGAAGACUGCCUGAAGUGUGCCUGCUGCGACUGUCGUUUGGGAGAGGUGGGCUCCACCCUGUACACUAAAGCUAAUCUUAUCCUUUGUCGCAGAGACUAUCUGAGGCUCUUCGGUGUAACAGGAAACUGUGCUGCCUGUAGUAAGCUCAUCCCUGCCUUUGAAAUGGUGAUGCGUGCCAAGGAUAAUGUUUACCACCUGGACUGCUUUGCAUGUCAGCUUUGUAAUCAGAGAUUUUGUGUUGGUGACAAAUUUUUCCUAAAGAAUAACAUGAUCCUUUGCCAGACGGACUACGAGGAAGGUUUAAUGAAGGAAGGUUAUGCACCCCAGGUUCGCUGAUCUAUCAACAUCACACCGUUAAGAAUACAAAGUACUACAUUCUUUUAUCUUUUUUGCUCCACAUGUACAUAAGAAUUGACACAGGAACCUACUGAAUAGCGUAGAUAUAGGAAAGCAGGAUGGUUAUAUGGAAUAAAAGGCGGACUGCAUCUGUAUGUAGUGAAAUUGCCCCCGUUCAGAGUUGAAUGUUUAUUAUUAAAGAAAAAAGUAAUGUACAUAUUGCUGGAUUUUUUUGCUUGCUAUUUGUUUUUGUGUCACUUGGCAUGAGAUGUUUAUUUUGGACUAUUGUAUAUAAUGUAUUGUAAUAUUUGAAGCACAAAUGUAAUACAGUUUUAUUGUGUUACCAUUUGUGUUCUGUUGUUCUUUGUAUUGUUGCAGUUAGUACAAUCAGUGUUUAAACUUACUGUAUAUUUAUGCUUUCUGUAUCUACCAGCUAUUUUAAAUGAGCUGUAACUUUCUAGUAAAGAACUGAAGAGGAAAUCUCACUAAUGAAAUACAUAUAGAUAAAGCAAGUCUAUCAACAAUAAAAAUAGUAAAACUACACACACACAACAUUUUAGCAACAUCCACUAUAAUUGCCACUAUGAUUUAGAGUCUAUCAGUCUUCUCAUCACAACCCCCUAUUUUCAGGGGGUUAAAGAUCAGCUUUAAAAAAAGUGCAUAAAAAUUUCAUCUUAAAGCACUUUCAUUUUAUACCAACGUGAAAAGUGCCAUUUUAAAAAUAACUUUAAAGCUUAAAGCUUAACAGUUAUACUUCUACGAUCCGUGUGGUGUGUGUAUGUGUGUGUGUGUGUGUGUGUGUGUGUGCUCAUUAUCUACACAAUGGCUUCAUUUUAUUUGUUUGAGCCAUUCACCCCUUAUGUGAACUAGUGCCUUUGGGUAUCAUGUAAAUUUUUUCCAAAGGGUUACUUUAGGAAAGUGUUACACAAUUGUGAGAUAAUUGUAAAAUGAUAAAUUUCUUGUACAAAUUUUGCCUGAAUCUCUCCAUAAGAGCUAAAGGUUUAAUAACUUUAUAACUUGAUAAAUUUCUGGCACUGAAAGAAUUUGAGUGCAAAUCUCCUGAAACCAUGAUAAUGCACACUGAAGCUAUAUUUGAGUAGUGAGGUUCCUUUUGACCAGAGCAACCUAGUGCUCACAGAAUCUUCUAGAAGAGAAACAGAGGGAUUGGUAAAAAAAAAAAAAAAAAAACUGAUAACUGGUGAUUAUAUAUUUUUCUGUAUUUACCUGAUACUUAUUUGAAUGUUCAAAAGUGAACACUUUAAAAGUUUGAUGUGUCUUACUUACUCUCAUUCUUUCCUUAAGUCAUUACCCACUCAGAAUAUAUCACUUAGGCUAAAAUCUAUUAUUCCAUUUUUGAAAGCUGAAAAACUCUCCUCUUCCUUUCAUGAUAGCUGAUGAAGUAGAAAGCUUUCUAGAAACAAAUUAUGGAAACUGGUUAUUUAAAUUACAAUUAAGGAAAUAAAAAUGAGACUGUGAUCUCUUCUCCUGGGUUGCUCACCGUUUGCUUCUGUUUCCUGUAAUAGAACUACUUUUCAACAAAAUAAUUCCACACAGGCACAAUGAAGCAUAGUGUUACUAGAGCAAAUUUCGCACUGCGGAUUUUUCUUUUUUCUUUAUUUUUCUCUCAAUCACUUAUAUAGAAACCAAUAUUUCCCCAAUAUGCAAAAUACGUUAUUUGCAUACAUAUUUUGUCCUGCCAAUAAUACAUGCAUUGCAGGUGAAAAUGAAAUGUGAUAACCUGAAUUCUUGGUUUGGGGCCAAAAUAGUAAGCUGAAAAUAAUGCUGUGUGGAUUUGAGUUGUUUUAAAACAAAGUUUUCCUAUGACCAUGCAUGUGAAUCUGGAUAUUGCCUCUUAUUUUUAAGAAAAUGGUUCUGUGAAAAGUGAAUGAUCUGUAUUUUUACAAAUGCUUCAUGGUUAAGAGUGUUCAUGUCACCUGUCCCCCAGAUUUGAGAUAUACUGAAAAAAAAAUUUUUUUUUUCAAAAUACCUAGUUGGGGCCUAAAAAAUAACUAUUAUUUUAGCCUUAGAGCCUUACAUUUGUUUCCUGAAGAGACUUGCAUAGCAGAAACCAAAACAGAAGAGCAAAUAGGAGGAGUAAGGGAGAUAGUGUGAAGUGGUUCUCCUAACACAGCCCUGCUAGUCCCCAGUGAGAGUUGUUUACCGCUCAUGUGGAUGUAAAAUUUUAAUUAUCAGUAUCUUUACCGAGUGAUCUUUCUUAGAUUUAAAUGGUUUGCAUAUGUUUAUCAAUAUGUCAAAAUACUUGCAAAUUAGGGACAAACUUUUCUAAGUUUCCUGAAGCUGUUCGAUUACCAGAAGACCACACAAGGUUUUUUUUUUUACUGACUUUUUGUUUGCUAAAUCCUCUGGGAAUUAAUUCUUACGCUUUUUGCUACAAACAAAAUUACUCACCUGGAUUAAAGAUUAAGGCCUUAAUCUCCUUAGAUUAUCUUUAAUCUCCGUGAAAUUGUGAGACAAGACAGAAAUAGGCCAUUUUGCAGCUAAUUGCCCAGAAAGAGAAGCAUUUUUGACCUGAAGUGCUCAACAGAUUGUCUUGAUUUACUCAAAGUCCCAGAGUUAUUGUCAACUUUUUUCUCUGUAUUGUGUAGCCCUGAUGUCACUUAGCUUGUUAUCUGACGCAUCCAGUCUGACACUGGAUCUUUGAUUUCUCAAGCAGCGAAAGCACCCUUCCUAACAUGUGUCUCGUAAUAGGCUGCCUGUGAUGAAGGGGCAGGUCCCUCCACUUCACCGGAGUGCUGGCUGAAUUUAAAAGCUGACCUGUGUUUGUAAUUUUCACUUUCAUCUUGCUUAAUAAAUAUCCGCUGGAUUCUUGCAUUCAUAUUUUA